This is a messenger RNA of Limanda limanda (common dab), 276 nucleotides long. RefSeq names its product meiosis/spermiogenesis associated 1 (gene meig1). Gene Ontology annotation, cellular component: nucleus. Bases 1 to 276 code for a protein of 91 amino acids. NCBI's taxonomy places the organism in Eukaryota, Metazoa, Chordata, Actinopteri, Pleuronectiformes, Pleuronectidae. The record is from RefSeq and is a predicted model, not a curated record. The transcript has 2 exons.
AUGUCCUGUGCUGCUGAAGACCCCCCCGAGCCCAAGUCCAUGAGCAGAGCCAGGGAGUGGACAGCAGAGGUGGAGAACCUGUUCCGAUUCCAGCUGGCAGGCUACAGAGAUGAAGUGGAGUAUUCACAAGUCAAACUAGGAGCUUCGGUUGACAAAUGGCCGAAGUCCGGCUUCGUGAAGAAGCUCCAGCGUCGAGACGACACGUUUUAUUACUACGACAGGAAACGUGAAUGUCAGGACCGCGAGGUCCAUAAAGUCAAAGUCUUCACAUAUUAG